Molecule: messenger RNA, 577 nt
Organism: Galdieria sulphuraria
Lineage: Eukaryota; Rhodophyta; Bangiophyceae; Galdieriales; Galdieriaceae
Exons: 2
Coding region: 123-419 (98 amino acids)
Source: RefSeq, a predicted model, not a curated record
AUCACUAUUCUUUUUUGAAGGUUUUGUUCGCCUAGAGGACUGAAGGUUGGAGUGGCGCAUUUUCAUCGUCCAAUAAAUCUAAGUUGAAAAUGAUAUUAUUCUCGUGUUCUUAGACAGUUGGCAUGCCGAGAGCCGUUUUUCGAGGAAGGAUCCGAAAAAGAAAAAGUAAACCAAACGGAAACUUCAAGCGAAGAGGAACCUUAAAGAGGGAAAAGCGAGGAAAGACUCAAGAGCAGUUAGACGCAGAAAUAAUGCUUUAUCAGGCUGAGAAAGAAGGGAGAGACAAGGAGGAAGUCAAGCUUGAAAUCGAGAAAAUGAAACGAGAACGAGAGAAAGCAAAACUAGAUGAGGAGAUGGUACUGUGUGCUGUUUUAACCUUUCCAAUCAAUUUAAGUAUUUUCCCAGGACGAAUACUUUAAGAAACGUGAAACGGACGUCUGAAGUUGUUGUUUGCACGUAGUUUUUCAAACGAAUGAAAGUUCCAACUGUUCUGUUGUGGAUAUUUCCUACCAAACGGCGACCUAUUAUCAAGGUCCCAACUCUUUGCUCCACGUAUACUCUUUCAACGUUAUUAUAG